CUUCAGUUUCUCGAGACGAUCGGACGACGCACGACGCAUUCCGCACUUUGGCUAUUUUCGUGAUUAAUUUCGAAGAGCGGAGACGUGUUAUAAUUGAACGCAUGUUCAAUCUGUAACGUGAGUGCCAUAUUAUCAGUUCAAAUCUGCGAAGAUAUUCUACAACUUCCGGCUGACAGUAGAAAAAGCCUUUGUGUGUCCCUCCAAAACUAGUUCAAGUGCAGUGUUUGUGUAGCCCAGUGACCUAAAAAACGUUUAAUUUUGUAUCCAUGUGGAGGAAAAGCGCUAAAAACUGACCGAACAAAAACAUAUGCUAACAAAAAGUGCAGUGGGCGCAGUUUUAGAGAUACUGGAAGUGGCGACAAACGCAGUUUUACAGCCACUCUGGUGUAUUUGCAAUCAACGAAAAUGAGUCAGUCUUGUAUCCCAGUGAGCGCAAAGAUGUCGAAGGCAAAGAAGGUUUUGGAUGAAGCCCGAGAAACUCACAAUCCUGAGUUGGACCUGGUCGACAAGGGCCUGUCGUCCUUCGAGGAGCUGCCCGGACUGUUCAACAUGUCCAACAUCACGCGCCUGACCCUGUCGCUUAACAAGAUCAGCGUGAUCAGUCCGGGAAUCGCGAACCUACUGAAUCUGGAGAUCCUGAAUCUCUCGAACAACCAGCUGACCGAACUGCCCGUGUCGCUGUCGUCCAUGCCAAAGCUGCGCAUCCUGAAUGUGUCCAUCAAUCGGCUGGGUAAUCUUCCUCGGGGCUUUGGAGCCUUUCCGGUGCUGGAAGUGCUGGACCUGUCAUACAACAAUCUGAACGAACAGGUCCUGCCGGGUAAUUUCUUCGGGAUGGAGACACUGCGUGCCUUGUAUCUGGGCGACAAUGACUUCGAGUACAUACCCAAGGAGGUGGGCCAGCUGAAGAAUCUGCAGAUUCUCGGACUGCGCGACAACGAUCUUCUGGAACUGCCCCGUGAGGUUGGCGACUUGGUGCGACUGCGGGAGCUACACAUUCAAAACAAUAGGCUGCAGGUGCUGCCCCCGGAGAUCGCGCAGCUGGACCUCCUGAGCAACAAGUCGGUCAUGAAGAUGGAGGAGAAUCCCUGGGUCAAUCCCAUCGCCGAGCAAUAUCUGCUAGGCAUUAGCCACGUAAUCGACUACCUCAAAACGGAGACCUAUAAAAUCAUCUACAACCGCCACUUACAGGCAGGACGCAGUGGACCGCCGCCACCAAAAGCUGACAAGAGCAAGAAGGCUUCUCGAAUUCGCGCAUAGUGCAUCUCCGCCAGAAGAUCCCAUGGAAUUACAUAUGUGUUCUCGUUUGUUGUUAACCAAACCCGUUUUUGUAUACUAAUUUAUAAGUAUCUGUAAACUAAUGCGUAUUUUUGCAAUGUGCCUUGACCCUUAGUUUCACUAAUGAAAAUAAAAAAAAACGAUAAAUAUA
Drosophila teissieri is the source of this 1426-nucleotide messenger RNA. RefSeq names its product ras suppressor protein 1 (gene ics). The transcript has 4 exons. Gene Ontology annotation, molecular function: protein binding. NCBI's taxonomy places the organism in Eukaryota, Metazoa, Arthropoda, Insecta, Diptera, Drosophilidae. The coding region runs from base 406 to 1257 and encodes 283 amino acids. The record is from RefSeq and is a predicted model, not a curated record.